UUUGCCUGUGAUACUAUUCCGGGUUGAAACCAUGAGACAUGCACACUAUAUUAGUAGUGACAGCACGUGGGAAGCAUGGGACACCAAAGCAAACAAGAAGGGGCAGGGGACAAGAGAUGCUUUUUGCCAGGAUUCCCUCUUUGUGUCUACCUGUGAUCCCCAGUCAUGGUGAGCUGUAUAAAUCAUGUUAAUAGGCAAGGAGAAAGCCAAGGCAGCAACAUCAUCACAAUCAGAUUCAUUAUCAUCAGAGUAAUCAAUACACAACAGAAUGAGUUUGAGCAUUGCCAUACCUUCUCUCUCUCGUCUCUCCUCUCUUGGGGUGGCCAUGGCCCUGCACUCUCCUCGCAAGUAUAAGCGUAAUCAGUCAAAGAGUGUGCCCUCAAGCCCAAAAGGGCACCUAAGUCUCACAGACACACUUGUAGGUGAAGUGGAAAGAUUGGAGGAGUCUUGUUCUUCUUCCUCAUCUUUUGGAGCAGAUUGGUUUGGCCAAGCAUUGCAGAUGGCGAUCAAUUGCUAUUCCGAUUUGUCAAACAUGGAGAUAGACAUGGAAGGAGUUGGGAGCAAAUGGAUCAAUGCACAUCUGGAUGACAUACUCCACCUGCUUGAAGCUUGCAAUUUGUUGACGGACAGCAUUACAGAAAUCAGAAAGCAGCACACUAAUGUGCAGGUAGCCAUUCGUGGCCUUGGCCGUGAUCAGACUCCCUCUGCCCAUGCCCUUGAAAGGGCACGCACCACACUCGCCAUUUGGUUGAGUAAGAAGGACACACACACCCAGUUGGAGAAAUGCAUGUCCAUUUUGAGGCGAAUGGCAGAGAAACUCAACGUUGAGGAUAAAGCAGGAGUAGCACAAGCUGCCAUCAACAUCAACCAUGCAAAGGCCAUCACCGUCAUGGUUUUUUCUGCUCUUGUCACUGCUCUUUCCUUCAAGACAUCCCACAUAAGGAUGCCAUCUCUUUCUCUUCCUACCCAUUUCACUUGUCUGCAACAGAAGGUAAAGCAGGCAUUUGAGUUGAGGAAGAGGUCUUCAUCAACAUCAAGGUUCUUGCAGGAGUUAGAAGCAGCAGAUAUUGCACUGGGAGAUCUCAACAAUGUUCAUAACCCCAAGUCCAAAUUGCAGCUCCCAUUUAAUCUCUCUCCCUCCACCUUGGCACUCCAUGACCUGGAGACUGCUCUUCCCCUCCUUGAACACAAAAUCAACCAGUUAUUCAAGUGUUUCAUCUCUGCAAGAGUUGCACUCUUGAAUACCCUUUCUUCCCUGUGAGCAGCCACUUACUGCCGAGGAAUUUUCUUACAGGCUGCCAAAUUUGCCUUUUAAAGAGCUUGGAGCCUCCAAAAUACAUGUAACAUAUAUGUAUAUCAAUACUACUACCAUGAUCAAGGUUGAAUUGAUCGUCUUCAAUACAGAGAAAUAAAUAUUCGUCAAAA
Messenger RNA from Cryptomeria japonica (Japanese cedar), 1425 nucleotides. RefSeq names its product protein BPS1, chloroplastic. Lineage: Eukaryota; Viridiplantae; Streptophyta; Pinopsida; Cupressales; Cupressaceae. Gene Ontology annotation, biological process: root development; shoot system development. Bases 269 to 1261 code for a protein of 330 amino acids. The transcript has a single exon. The record is from RefSeq and is a predicted model, not a curated record.